This is a messenger RNA of Knipowitschia caucasica, 822 nucleotides long. NCBI's taxonomy places the organism in Eukaryota, Metazoa, Chordata, Actinopteri, Gobiiformes, Gobiidae. The record is from the annotation of a GenBank genome assembly.
AUGACUGUUCUUCCUGCCCUCCCCUCCCUCACCUCCCCCCUCCCCUUUCUCCCCACCCUGCCCUCUCUCCCCUAUCUCUCCUCUCCCUCCCCUCUCUCCACUCUCUCCCCUAUCUCCACUCUCUCCUCUACUCUCCCUCUUCUCCCUCCCCUCUCUCUCCUCUCCCUCCCCUCUCUCCCCUCUCUCCUCUUUCUCCUCUCUCUCCCCUUUCUCCAAUCCCCCUCUCUCUCCACUCUCUCUCCUCCCUCACCUCUCUCCCCUCUCUCGCUACUCUGUCCCCCUCCCUCCCCUCUCUUUCCUCUCUCUCUUCUCCGUCCCCCUCCCUCCCCUCUCUCUCUUUUCUCUCUGCUCUCCCUCCCCUCUCUCCCCUCUCUCCUCUUUCUCCUCUCUCUCCCCUUUCUCCAAUCCCCCUCUCUCUCCACUCUCUCUCCUCCCUCACCUCUCUCCCCUCUCUCGCUACUCUGUCCCCCUCCCUCCCCUCUCUUUCCUCUCUCUCUUCUCCGUCCCCCUCCCUCCCCUCUCUCUCUUUUCUCUCUGCUCUCCCUCCCCUCUCUCCUCUUUCUCCUCUCUCUCUCCAACCCCCCCCCCCUCUCUCUCCACUCUCUCCUCUCCCUCCCCUCCCUCUCCUCCCUCACCUCUCUCCCCUCUCUCCCCUCUCUCCCCUCUCUCUCCUCUCUCUCCUCUACUUCCUCCCCUCCCUUCCACCCUCUCCCCUCUCUCUCUCCUCUACUCCGUCCCCUCCCUCCCCUCUCCCCCCUCUCCCGUCCCUCCCUCCCCUCCCUCUCCCCUCUCUCUCCCCUCUCUCUCACAGUUAACCAGUGA